AUGUCCAAGACUUUGCAGAAAUUAGUUUGGCAAAUAAUGCUGAGGAUAAGAGCCUGCAGGUCUUUCCAAGACGGGCUGAAAGGAUUCACAGGCUUUCAUCUCAUAGACAAUCGCUCGGAGAUGGAUGAAGACAAGAAAUAUUACAACGUUGCAUUUAACUGCCAUGAAUUCAGCGUUUCAAAGGAUCAUUUUCCUUUCAAAGCGAUCCAGAUAACCAAGAAGAUACCAGAAUGGAGGGGUGAAGAUGAAAUAAGAUAUUUAAGAAACCGUUUGUUGACUCUGGAAAGUUUCCAUGCUUACAGCCCAACUGUUCAGUAUCUUCUGGCCCAAGUGAUUCGCUUUGAACGAUUUGGACGGAGGAGAGUAAUUAUCAAAAAGGGACAUCAUGGAAGCAGUUUUUACUUCAUCUUUGCCGGUGUGGUUGCGAUCACUGACGAUGAGGAUGGGGGCAGUGCAUUUGUAGACACAGCCCCAGCUGUGCUUCGGAAAGGUGCUUCUUUUGGUGAAGUGGCCCUUUUAAAAGGAGCAAAGAGAAUCGCCACUGUGGUCUGCAUGGAAGAUACUGAACUGCUAGUAGUGGAUAAAAAAGACUUUUUUGCCUAUAAGUUAGACGAGGAACUUCACCGAGAAUUCCUAAUUCGAUAUAACUAUCUGAGAAAGGUUGAUAUCUUUGAAACACUGUCUAAUUCUUCAAUAGAGAAAAUAGCUAAUUUCUGCAGAAUAGAGAGGUUUCACUUUGGGCAGGUUAUUACCAGCAAUAUUGGAGAAUCCUCCAACAUCACUUUUAUUACAAAGGGUGCUUGUGAUGUUUUACGAGAAAUUGAUCUGAGCAGCUGUCCCUCCUAUCACAAGUGGCUCACUAAACAACUGCUGUCUCCUAAGAGCCACCCACAGAUUAAGGAGAAAAAACAUCUGGAUUAUGUUUCAGAUAUUGCUUGCGUGGACAGAUUCAAAAGCUACAGGUGGAACUCCUUCUCUGGACACGAAUUAAGCCAAUUGAAAGCUCGCUAUGGUAGCCAGCCGUCACGCCAAGGCCUUGGAAAUCAGAGUUCUGUGCUCAGCAGGCACCAUAAAAGCGUUGUGUUGAAAGUGGAUACAGCUGACCCUAAGAGUUUGUUCUUUGGGCAACAAGAUGAUAACAGAGAAGUUGUACAAAAUGUUAUAUCAGGAGACCUGCAAAAGAAAUCAGUAUACUGUACACCCUAUGGAGAGAUACCAGCUUCUACGGCUGCAGCUGUGUAUAUAAGAGUGGAUGAAUUGCAUAAAGGGGAUUAUCUAGUAAAUCUGCAAGAUAUCCGUCCCAUGAUCUUGGUCAGCAAAGGGGUGAACCUCAUGCGUCUGAAAAAAGACAAACUUGAGGAAUGUGCCGACGAUGCCACAAUCAUGAGAUUGUGCAAAAUAAAGAUCAAGUAUCCAAGUGAUGAUGAGCUGUGUCAGGUCUUCCUCCGACAGAAUUCCUGGGAACUAUUUAAGAAAGAUCUGUUGAAGUUUGUGAUGAAGCCCAAACUUAUGAAGAUGGUAACACCUCCAGACUCAUACCCUGCAGAAGAAAUUGCUGAAUCUUGGUACAUGAAUGAAAAAGGUAUCUUGGACCUGACUCCCAUCCAGUGCCAUAGAAACCUUCCACCAGAAACGUGCAAAUAUGUACCUUGCCACCCAAAAUGUGCAAAGGAUGAUGAGUUCUUACCACAGAUCCAACCAAAACUGAUUCAUGGCAUCAAUGUAAUACGUCCCACUUUAGAAGGAGUGUUUUAG
Eublepharis macularius is the source of this 1755-nucleotide messenger RNA. RefSeq names its product cyclic nucleotide binding domain containing 2 (gene CNBD2). Gene Ontology annotation, molecular function: cAMP binding. The record is from RefSeq and is a predicted model, not a curated record. Gene Ontology annotation, biological process: spermatogenesis. Bases 1 to 1755 code for a protein of 584 amino acids. Lineage: Eukaryota; Metazoa; Chordata; Lepidosauria; Squamata; Eublepharidae. The transcript has 12 exons.